Molecule: messenger RNA, 924 nt
Organism: Nematolebias whitei (Rio pearlfish)
Lineage: Eukaryota; Metazoa; Chordata; Actinopteri; Cyprinodontiformes; Rivulidae
Gene: ccdc167
Product: coiled-coil domain containing 167
Exons: 4
Coding region: 91-417 (108 amino acids)
Source: RefSeq, a predicted model, not a curated record
CAACGAAGAAGAAAAAUCACUUCCGCAUAGUCACAACUUUCAUGUAGCCGCUCAAACUGUGUCACGGUUUUUUGAUUUGGUGCUAAAAUCAUGGCGAAAACGGUCCAAGUCAAAGACAAGAAACGAGAGAAGAUCAGCGUCGCCACCGAGAUUGACCGGUUGGAGGAGAGACGGGCGCGUUGCCAUGACAACCUGGAGAGGGCGGAGUUUAAGAGCAGGAAGGAGCGGCUGUCAGAGCAGGAGAGACAAGAACUGCAGGAGGAAAUGGCAAUCAUAAAUGAGAGAGUGCAAAAGCUAGACAAAGAGCUGCAGUUGUUAAGAGGCGAGAACCGGAAGAACAUGCUGCUGUCAGUCGCUGUGUUCGCCGUCAGCGCGCUCGCCUACUACGCCUUUUUCUACAAUGACGUCGACACAUGACGCCACCCAGGACCCCAUCGGGACUGAGCCAGCCCUGACAGCCUUAUUACAGGAUGAUGGUUUACAGACAAAAUUAUUAACACUGAAACAAGCCAGACCUGUUUCUAGCAUCCCUCUGUUCUGCCACUAGAGGGCAGCAUUGUCAUAUCAGGAUUAAACUGGACAGCUGCUGUUCCAUUACUCUGAUCAUUACUCAUCGUUUGCUUAUUUGCAUUUUCUCUUGACUAGAGAAGAAUUUUCAAAAGCUGCUAAUUAAUUCAGACUUUAAACUGACCAUCACAAGUAGAAUAUAUAUCAUCAUUGUUUCAUAUAUGAUCUAAUGAACUGAAUGUAUAAUUUGCCUUUUGUAUGCAAACUACUUUGAUCAGGUAUGACAAUAAGACUUUAUUCGAUGUAAUAGAUUAUUUUUUUUUCAAAUUAUGAUUUAGUUUUAAUGAACGCGAGAUCCCCCCGUGCACAAGUCUUUUUGUGCAUCCAUAUUUUGUUAGCUCUCCUAACGACAAAAUC